UCCGGUUCACCGGUUCAGCUGUCUGCAAAUUACCGUCGUGACAGACGAAAUUCGCCCUGUGGUGCUGGGAAUUUGAUCGCUGAGAAAUGUCGUUGUGUUGGUCAGUGCUACGAGUGUCGUCAAGGUGCUGUCCAAAGCUGUCUGGCGGCCGUGAGUGGUCACUUUCUAUGCCCGCUCUACUGCCCCACUGUACUGGCACUGGAAUAUUUCUUCAGACACCGAAACAUUACCAAUACCAAUGUACACGACAAACAUCAAAUGUUCCCCAUCGCGAGUUAGAAAUCAAGGAGUUUACAGUGAACCCCUUCGGUACAUUGUCAGUCUGCAGUCCAUAUGACGUCACCAUUUCAUCCAUCGACCCACUCGACUACCCAGACGGGAACAGAUCAUUUGUGAUCGUAAACAAGAAAUCCGACAUGAUGGAGUCUCGUUCACAUCAAUACAAGUUGGGCGUGAAACAUGAUGAAACUCGUGGCAUCACAGUGUAUUGUGACCACAAUGUCACGGACGUUCACGAUAGUAAUCAUGAUGUACAACUUGUAAUACGAGUGCCAGUAAAAUAUGAUAUUAAUGCCAGUAUGAUGAAAAAGGGGAAUAUUACUAUUCACAAUAUGGAAAAUGAAAAAUGUCAAAUUACGACAGAAAAUGGUAACUGCAGUUUAACAAACAUAAAAUGUACUGAUUUGGAUGUCAGAAGCUCACAUGGAGACUUUCUUAAUACAAAAACUUUACAAGCUAAUGGUGAAAUAUGUUUACAAGGAUCGGGGUGUUUUGAUGCAGAGAAACUCUAUGGCAUGAAUAUGAAGGCUGCGACCGAACAAGGUUCGAUAUCAGUCAAAGCAGUCUACCAUAACAAAUCAGAAUUCACAAGUAACAAUGGUAAUAUUAGACUUGGUAACUUACAUGGAUCUUCAAAUGUAUCAAGUUGUCAUGGAAACAUCACCAUUGACACACUUGAUGGUGAUAUGACAGCAUCUACCAUAAACGGUAAUAUUGAUGUACAUAUAACAAGACAUGGUCAAGUCAGCCUGGCAAAUAAAAAUGGCAAUAUUUUGGUGAAACUAAGUGAAUCUGCAAAUACUGAACUAGAUCUUCAAGCUAAAGAGAUUAAUAUUGACAAUAAAUUGAAUGUUUUAAAGACAAAAGAAGACAAUGAUGCAAAAAUUAAAUUGUUAAAAGGAUCAAUUGGCCAUAGUGAUGGACAGUUAUUAAAAGUGACGUCAGAAGGUGUGCUGGACAUCAAGUGCCAAUCGUGGUUUGAAUCAUUGAAUCUAACAAAGUCGUGA
Saccoglossus kowalevskii is the source of this 1286-nucleotide messenger RNA. RefSeq names its product protein FAM185A-like. The record is from RefSeq and is a predicted model, not a curated record. NCBI's taxonomy places the organism in Eukaryota, Metazoa, Hemichordata, Enteropneusta, Harrimaniidae.